This is a messenger RNA of Babesia bigemina, 1395 nucleotides long. RefSeq names its product rhomboid-like peptidase, putative. Gene Ontology annotation, molecular function: serine-type endopeptidase activity. Gene Ontology annotation, cellular component: membrane. Bases 1 to 1395 code for a protein of 464 amino acids. The record is from RefSeq and is a predicted model, not a curated record. NCBI's taxonomy places the organism in Eukaryota, Apicomplexa, Aconoidasida, Piroplasmida, Babesiidae. The transcript is spliced from 2 exons.
AUGCUUGUGACCAUCAACGUUCCCGAUGGCGAGGAUCCCGCCAGAGGGACUGAAGGAGUACCUGCGAACGCGUCCAGGAAUGAGAAAAUCGAGUACGAGAAUGUGGUCAGCCGCCACCGGCGCUACACCGUGGAGUUCGAGCGCACCCUGGCCAUCUGUGUGGAGCAGUUCAACAACGUGCUGAACCGCUUCAAUCGCAAGAAUUGUGUGUUGCGCUGUUCCAACAGCGCCUAUAACCUAUCGCUGACUGUGGAUCGCCUGGAGUCGCUUCGCAGGGAGUAUGUGGCCUGCAGUUCGUGUAACAUGGUCUUGCACUGCCGUGUGACCAGGGAAGAAGCGGCCUCCGAAUCGGCAGAAGGAGCGGAGGGCCAAGGUGACGCCCGGGAUGUGGCAGAGAAGGCGCGCAGGAAGGAGCUCCGCAGCUUCCUGCACCCGGACACCCAUCCCGAUGGCUCGGUGCAUGACAUCUUCGUGUACCCGACGAACAAUAUCAUCCGGCGGUUCCGGGAACGCCGUACGUUGACCACGUUGGUUCGCUCGGACGCGAACAUUUCGGAAAUGGACAGCACGAACUCCUUGUCGGACUACAUCGUGUACAUGGUAAGGGGUCGCAUAGAGGAGCAGCCCUUCUUCGGGAGCGUUUUGGAAACUCUUUACGAGGUGGCGUCCUUCCUGCGCUACAACUUGUACCCUCUGUUGCGGAUCUUCAAGAUUUCCAUCCUGAUCACCGUUGUGCAGUGGCUGCUGUUCAUAAUUCGGCUGGUGUACUGUCGCCGCUACCCGGAGGGCAUAUACGACGAGGGCGCGGAGCUGUUCGGCGCCUUCAGCGGAUCCCUGCUGAAGAAGGACCUGGCUGUGCAUCGCCUGCUCAGCUCUACGUUCCUGCACAAUUCCGGCGGCCAUCUGAUCAUCAGCACGAUCAUGCACUUCCGCUUCAGUUCCGUGUUCGAGAGCAUCCACGGCGCGACAACGACUCUCUCCGUCUACUUCCUGUCGUCGGCGUACGGCAUGCUCAGCACGUGCUGGUCCAACCUGGACAUCCUACAGGCUAACGGAUUCGCGGGUGACUGGGGAAUGGCCGGUGCCCUACUGAGUCGCUACUGUGUGUUUCCGUAUCUGCUGGAUCGCGAACACCAGCACAUCAUUAACGUGUUCGUGAGUCUGAUCUGCCUACUGUUCGCGAAAACGAUCGGAGCCUCUAGCCGGAUACUGGUUGUGACCCAUCUUCUGUCCGCCUUGGCGGGUUUCUGCCUGGGGACAAUGAUAAACGGUCGACUCCGCAUUGGCCGUUGCUGCGGACUCUCCAGUCUACUGGUGGAUUUUUUUUGCUCGUUCACGCUUCUUUUGUUGCCGAUCGGGUCGACCUUCGCCCUGUUUCUGAUCCCGACCGAGUGA